AUGUCAAAUUAAGAUAUCAAUGAGCUUCCAACUUUAAAGGUUAAUGUGCCAUCAUUCCUUUUAAAAACAUAUGAAAUUCUAGAAGUAAUAAUUUGAUUCUACUUUGAGAAUUCCUCACUCUCUCACAUCAUAGGCUGGAAUCACGAAGGAAAUGCGUUCAUCGUAUUCAAUAACAAUGAAUUAGCCUCCAAAGUACUAGCCAAUUACUUCAAGCAUAAAAAUUACCCAAGCUUUUUGAGGUUAUAUUACUUUUCACAUUAGAUAGUUGAAUAUGUAUAACUUUAAGAAAACUAAAAACCAAUAUGGACAGAGCGAAUUCAGACACAAGUGGUUUAGACGAGGUCUCAAGUAUGAAAUCUGCACUAUUCCUUUUAAUAGAAGUAUGCUCCAGUACAUUCGUAGAAGAAAUUAAGAAGAAUCUGAGCAAAAAAUGGAAACAAAGGACAACAAUUAAGAACUUGACAACUAUAAAAGAGAACACGAGGAGAUGAGGCUAUUGGUGAGAGAUAUUUAAAAUACUCAAUCAAAAAUGCAAGCUGACUUUGUAGCUUCUGCUGAAUCAAAUGCCACUGUCAGAAGUUCAAAUAACUCAGUUUUAUAAGUAAUGAGAAUCAUCGAUAAUUAAAGUGUCUAAAUCAAAUGCAACAACAGUUCAAUAAAAAAUUUGAUACAAUAUCCGUUCUUCUGGCCAAAAUAGUUUCAAAUCUCCCCCAAAUUUGUAUCGAAUUUCAUUAAUCCUCCAAUUAUAGCCUUUCAGAUUGGAGAUAUUCUCAAAAAUUCUUAUGAAGAGCCUUCUCCUGGUAGAUCCGAGUCAAAUUACAUAGUUCCUUAUAACGAAAACAAUCAAUACAAUACAAUAGGAUCACCCUACUCACAUUAUUAGUAUAAUAGUCCGAUUCAUUACCUUUUCGCAAGAUAGAACUAAUGUAAAAAUAAUAAAUAUGCCAAAGAAUUCUCAGAAUUCUGUUUUUAGUUUGAUCCUAAUGUUUUUUCAUACAAUCGCCAACAUCAGCAGUAAUAAUUGGCCUUACCUGCUCCAAAUAUAAAUUCCUAUUUACGUAAAAUGCAAACUCCAAUUUAUGAUAGCUAGCAACAAUUACUCCUUGUAAUCAAGUGUCCAGAAUUCCCCCUAUAGAAUAGCUAGUCCAUCUCAUACAUCAACUACAGAUUCUAAAGAUCCAGAAAAAGUAAUAUCUUCGUUAAAAUUCAAUAGUUUAGUCUCUAUUAACCUGCAUGAAAAGUUUAAUCGU
Messenger RNA from Paramecium octaurelia, 1250 nucleotides. Lineage: Eukaryota; Ciliophora; Oligohymenophorea; Peniculida; Parameciidae. The record is from the annotation of a GenBank genome assembly.